UAAUAUUGAUUGUCAUUGUUUGCGAAACUUAGUUAUUGAUUUUGUCUCCCUCUUUUAAGGAAAUAAAUAAUUCCUUCUUUGUGUAAUAACACUAAAGGCUUUUUGUCUUCUUUAGUUAUUAAAUGGUAAAUUAUAUGUGAUUUACGUGAAGUAAAGAAACAUAAACAAGCAUGGGUGCUGUUUUAGGGCUUUGUUCAGCUGCACAGCUAGCAUGCUGUUGUGGCAGUGCAGCAUGCUCCUUAUGCUGUUCGGCAUGUCCAUCAUGUGCCAACUCAACUUCGACCCGACUCAUGUAUGCUGUCAUGCUACUACUGGUUAUGAUAGCUGCCUGCAUCACGUUAGCACCUGGCUUGCAAAAUGAAUUGAAAAAAGUACCAUUUUGUGAAAAUUCAACAAGUGUACCAAUACCAGGAGAUCUAAAAGUGGACUGUAAUAAUGCUGUUGGUUAUCUUGCUGUGUACAGAAUAUGUUUUGCUGCCUGUCUGUUCUUCGUUCUCAUGGCCUUAAUUACAAUUGGCGUAAAAUCUUCCAAAGAUCCACGAGCUGGGAUACAAAAUGGAUUUUGGGGUAUUAAGUACCUAUUGGUGAUCGGUGGCAUAAUCGGUGCUUUUUUUAUCCCUGAGGGACAAUUUGCUUCAACUUGGAUGGUAUUCGGAAUGAUCGGAGGCUUCUGUUUUAUUGUCAUUCAGCUCAUUUUAAUUAUAGACUUUGCACAUACUUGGGCAGAGACUUGGGUCUCGAACUAUGAGGAGAGCCAAUCCCGUGGAUGGUACGCGGCUUUACUCUGCGCCAUGCUCACAUGCUUCGCCCUCGCCCUCACCGGUGUUGUGCUGCUAUAUGUAUUUUAUACUAAAUCAAGUGGCUGCGAUUUAUCGAAGUUCUUCAUCUCGUUUAACCUGAUCCUAGUGCUGAUAGCCAGCGGGAUCUCUAUCCUGCCCUCAGUGCAGGAACGCCAGCCGCGCUCCGGUCUGCUACAGUCUUCCGUUGUGUCCCUCUACGUCAUAUAUCUAACUUGGUCAGCACUGACCAACGCGUCGGCAGCCUGCAACGGUAUCACUGGUGGACAGGAGAAAGAACCAACAUAUUGGUCAUCGUUCGACAAGCAAUCGAUCAUCGGACUGGUCAUCUGGGCGUGCAGUGUGCUCUACUCCAGCAUCCGUACCGCAUCUUCCUCUUCUAAAAUCACCAUGUCUGAACAUAUUCUCGCCAAGGAAGGCAGCGGAGGGCAAGGAGGGCUCAUUGCUAACGAAGAAGGCGGCGACGGUGGUGAAGCAGGGCGCAGUGGUGACGAACCAAAAGUAUUCGACAACGAGGGCGAAGGCGUCGCUUACUCCUGGACUUUCUUCCACGUGGUGUUCGCGCUGGCUACGCUUUACAUUAUGAUGACGCUCACCAAUUGGUACAACCCACGCUCGGAACUAUCGAAGGAGAACAUGGCAUCGAUGUGGAUAAAGAUUACCUCGUCGUGGCUUUGUGUGGGUCUUUAUAUCUGGACCUUGGUAGCGCCUGCACUCUUCCCCAACCGUGAAUUUAAUUAGUUUUUAUUUUUUUAACAAAUUUAACCCUUUCAUAAUUAUGUCAGGUCUUGUAGUGCGACAUUGAUUUAAAUAGAUCUCAUGAAAUAAAUCUAUACAACAAUAAAUUAUAACGUAUUUUCCCCAUGAUCAAAUAAAUAGUUAAACAUCUGUCACACAAUCCACUGUUUCGUAAGUAGUAAUGUAACACCUUAUAUUUUAAUGUAAUAACUACCGAUUUAACUUACAUGUAAUUUGGUCGAAAGACUUGACUAGUCUCGGGACCAUUCGAGACCCUUUAUCUUGAGCGGCGAGACUACGGAGCCCAACUGUUCAUACCCGAAGAUGUUACGAUGCCGAAAAUGCCUACAGCUCGCGCUCAACGGGCCGAUGUGCGCAGUCAGGCUCACGCUCGUGUCACAGCCGAUUAAGAUUAAGGGUAAUGAAUGGUCCUGAAACUAGUUGAACUUUCUUAACCAAAUUGCACGUAAGUUAAAACGGUAGUUAUUGUAUUAAAAUGUAAUUUAUGUGUUUGUAUUUACGAAGAAUUUUAGAAAGUACAUUUUAUAUUACUAAAAUUAUAAAUGUAAGUGAAUUAUUUCUUUUGUAUUAGAUAUAUGUGUAGAUAAAUACUGGGUAGAACAGAACAACAUACCUAUAAAUUUAGACGUCUAGUAUGUAGAAGCGUCUUUUUUUAAUUGUACAAAAGUCGAUUGCUUGGAUACCUCUGUCCCAUUCGUGUUUCAACCGUGAAGCAAUUGUGUUUGCAUAGCUGUUUCGGUUUGAAGGGUGGGAUAUGGGGUGAAUUUACUGGGUACAGAGGAAUAACACCCGAGUCCUCAGGAAUAGCAACGCAUGGGGGGGGGGUAUCAUGGGCGAAACAGUAUAGUCUGUUAUGUCCAUGGUACUGCUCAUGUCUGUAGGUGACGGUUACCACUUUCCAUCAGGUGUGCCGUCAGCUUGUUUGCCAUUCUAAGUUGUAUUAAAAAAAAAACUGGUAAAUUUUUGAUGUCUAAAAAAUUAGCUGAGCUAAUAUCACACAGAAACUAGAUAUUUUCUGAAGUAAUGCAAUACUCAAAAUUAAUUUAAUUUCGGUAAAUUCGUGUUCUUUUCUAUGCAGUAUAAUAUAGUAGAUCAUUAUGUGAUAAUGUAUAUACAAAUUUUAAUCCUACAUAUUAACAUGUUCCCUGUCAAUUUGCCGUUGUACUAAUAAUACGCAAAAUCCAAUAAUAAAUUUGUUACCGUAAUCACAUAAUAUUUACUUUUUUUUUUUUUCAAAAUUACUAGUCUCAUUUGGAUAAUAUUAUGUCCAUAAAUAAAGACUAGUACCUGACAUUCUUUUUCUACAGUUAUAUCGAAUGUGUGAACGUAAGUCAAUUAUAUAUUCAAUAUAUUUUUAUAAAAAAAAAAAAAACACUUCAUGUGUUUUAACUCAAAACUAAAGCCGAAAUCCUAAAAAUUCGAUGUACUUGUUAGUUUAUAACCUUGCAUUGUGGACAGAGAACAUGUUAUUAUUUACUAUCGUCUUAAGCUGUAUGUUGUUAAUUUGCAAAAUUGUUUCAUCUGUAAUUUUAAACUGUGUAUAAGUAAUCAAUAAAUACAUACAAAGCCA
Messenger RNA from Galleria mellonella (greater wax moth), 3126 nucleotides. It is a transcript of the gene Serinc, whose product is annotated as probable serine incorporator. NCBI's taxonomy places the organism in Eukaryota, Metazoa, Arthropoda, Insecta, Lepidoptera, Pyralidae. The transcript is spliced from 12 exons. The record is from RefSeq and is a predicted model, not a curated record. The coding region runs from base 171 to 1538 and encodes 455 amino acids. Gene Ontology annotation, cellular component: membrane.